Oryza brachyantha (malo sina) is the source of this 2286-nucleotide messenger RNA. Its product is annotated as ATPase family AAA domain-containing protein 3-B-like. Bases 99 to 2036 code for a protein of 645 amino acids. Gene Ontology annotation, molecular function: zinc ion binding; ATP binding; ATP hydrolysis activity. Gene Ontology annotation, cellular component: mitochondrion. The record is from RefSeq and is a predicted model, not a curated record. NCBI's taxonomy places the organism in Eukaryota, Viridiplantae, Streptophyta, Magnoliopsida, Poales, Poaceae. Gene Ontology annotation, biological process: mitochondrion organization. The transcript has 7 exons.
CUCGUCCCCGGGUCGAAGCGUCCAGCGGUUCCAGCCGCCCGCGCCUUAAACCCUACUCGCUCGCAAACCCCCACCCCACCCCACCCCACCCCAAAGCCAUGGCCGCCGCCGCCGCCGCCGCGAAGGCCGCGGCCGCGGCCCUCUCGGCCGCCGGGGCCUUCGCCGUCUCCUCCGAGCGAGCGUACGCCGAUGGGGGCGCCCCCGCGUUCCGAUUCCCCGGGCUCUCCACCUCCCCGUCCCCUCCCCCCGCCGCGCCGCCGCCGCCGGCGGCGGCGGCAGACCAGCAACCGCCCGCGCCUCCCGCGGAGGAGAAGCGCAAGGUCCGGAACGAUCACCCACGCACCAGUGCCGCCGGGUUCGACCCCGAGCCGCUGGAGCGCGCGGUCGCUCUGCUGCGGCAGAUCGAGAAGUCUCCGCAUGGGAAACAGCUCUUCGAUACACUGAAGAAGGAGGAGGACGUGCGGCGGGCGGAGAUCAACACGAGGAAGGUCGAGUUACAGAGGGAGCUUGCUGCGCUCGAACUUGAGAAGAAACGCGUGGAUUAUGAUGAGAGGCAAAAACUCGAGCAACAACGAGCUCAGAUAAAAUCACAGAUAGCUCGAUACGACGAUGAGCUAGCAAGGAAGAGAAUGCAGGCAGACCAUGAGGCGCAGAGGGUGAGAAACCAGGAGCUUGUGAAGAUGCAAGAGGAAUCAGCUAUUAGGCAAGAGCAGAUUAGACGUGCAAUCGAGGAGCAAAUACAGGAAGAACGAAGAAAGACUGAUAGAGAAAAGGCAGCUAUAGAUAGGGAUACUGAGAAAAUGAGAAUUUUUGCUGAUGCAGAGGCAAGAGCGAUUGAAAAAAAACAAACUGAAGAUGUUGACAGGCGAUUGCUUAUAGAGAAGGCAAAGGCUGAGAAGGAGAAGUGGAUUGAAGCAAUAAAUACUACCUUUGACCAUAUAGGAGGUGGUUUACGGACAAUAUUGACUGACCAAAAUAAGCUAGUUGUAGCAGUUGGAGGCGCCACAGCACUUGCAGCUGGGAUAUACACAACAAGGGAGGGUGCAAGAGUAGUCUGGGGCUAUGUUGAUCGUAUUCUAGGUCAACCAUCACUUAUUAGAGAGUCUUCACGAGGGAAAUAUCCCUGGUCUGGUGUCUUUUCACGUAGUAUGCAUACGAUGGCCAGUAAACUGAACAAAGGAAGCAACUCAGGGAAUAAUGGGAAUGGGUUUGGUGAUGUUAUUCUAAAUCCUUCUCUUCAGAAGAGAGUGAAGCAGCUUGCUAAUGCCACCGCCAACACAAAACUUCAUCAAGCUCCAUUUAGAAAUAUGCUUUUCUAUGGGCCACCAGGCACAGGAAAAACGAUGGCAGCAAGAGAACUAGCCCGGAAAUCGGGAUUAGAUUAUGCACUAAUGACUGGUGGAGAUGUUGCACCGUUGGGAUCACAAGCAGUCACCAAGAUUCAUCAGUUGUUUGACUGGGCAAAGAAGUCGAAUAGAGGCUUGCUCCUCUUCAUUGAUGAAGCUGACGCUUUCUUGUGCGAACGAAACAAGACAUAUAUGAGUGAAGCUCAAAGGAGUGCCCUGAAUGCUCUCCUUUUCCGCACAGGUGACCAAUCUAAGGACAUUGUCCUUGCACUUGCAACCAACAGGCCUGGUGACCUUGACUCUGCUGUUGCCGACCGUAUUGAUGAGGUCCUCGAGUUUCCUUUGCCUGGGGAAGAUGAGCGGUCCAAACUUCUUAGACUAUAUCUGGACAAAUACAUAAUGAAAGCUGGUGAAAAGCAUGAAAAGAGUUGGCUCAGGUUCUUCCGUGGUCAGCCUCAGAAAAUAGAGGUGAAGGGCAUCACAGAUGAGUUGAUACGGGAGGCGGCUGCCAAGACUGAGGGUUUCUCAGGAAGAGAGAUCGCAAAGCUGAUGGCAAGUGUGCAGGCUGCUGUGUACGGAAGCAAGGAGUGCGUGCUGACUCCAGACCUGUUCCGUGAGGUUGUAGAUUACAAGGUCGCCGAGCACCAGCAGAGGAGACGACUUGCUGGCUAUGAUAUGAAGAAUGCUUAGGAAGCCUCUUUUCACGUACCCCUUUUGCUGUAGGCCCAGUGUUUAUUUCUGGUGAGAUUACCUCAAUGGUGAGGUGAUUCAUCUGCUUAGUUGUCUUUAUUCUUUUACUGCAACCCUUACCCUUGAAUGGGAAGUUUUGUCAAUGGCGGAUGAUCAACAGAAGAAGAGGAUUAUAUGUAUGAACGUUAACCUAACGCAGUCUCACUUGCGACAAGAUGGGCAUUUUGCUGGAGAGUACCAUUGAUUAGCU